Centropristis striata (black sea bass) is the source of this 1181-nucleotide messenger RNA. RefSeq lists its product as uncharacterized. Gene Ontology annotation, molecular function: catalytic activity. The record is from RefSeq and is a predicted model, not a curated record. The transcript is spliced from 3 exons. The coding region runs from base 107 to 784 and encodes 225 amino acids. NCBI's taxonomy places the organism in Eukaryota, Metazoa, Chordata, Actinopteri, Perciformes, Serranidae.
UGACUGAACUCACUGCAGCAACACCUUGUUUCCUCCAACAGAAGAAGAAGAAGAAAACUGCUUCAGAGGUUCCAUCCAACAUCUUUCUCCACCAAAACUAAACAAGAUGGCCAGCCUGAGUUGGGUCGCUGUGGUGCUGACCUUCAGCCUGUCUGUUGGAAACAAUCUGGCGGUGGAUCAGAAUUACCUUACAAGAAGUGUACAACAAAUCCUGAACACGUACAAGAUAGACGGCAUGCAGUCCAGUUUUGCUGUAAACAUCCCAGAGGACCAGACGAGGCUUGGGGACGUCUUCAGAAAUGACGAAGGUUUCAGGGUGACAACAAAAUAUGGAGGGGGUGAUGUGUACACAGGUACCAAUGUGGUUGCAGCUGCACCUGACUAUGGGGAAACCUUUACUGAUCAUGCAGAGGCCCGUGUGCUGGACAAUAUACAAGGUUUAGCUCAGAGAAGUGCAGGUCACAUCCUGAUCAUCUACUCUUCCCUUUCUCCAUGUGGUGACAAGUGUGCAAGCCUAACCCAUCGGUUCAACAUCUUAGACAAAAUAAGACAGAAUGUCAUACCCAAAUGGGGAGACUAUGCCUUUGUGUUUUCCACAGUAUUCGACCAGAUCACAGCCGGUAAACCCAUACCGCCACAGCAAAUAAAACAGGCCCUGACUAAUCUAGCAGCUGCAGUUGGUCAGAACAACAUAUACCGCUGUUAUCGACCAUGGAGAAUGGAUUUCAGAUGUAUCAAGUGCUACAACAAUGGAGUAGCUGAAACUCAAUGCAUUAAAAACUAAAAACUGUGUCUGAGUCCCAACAGGGCUGUGGUAGAGUUGAUUGGCGUAGAGGAUUCAGGUCCAACUGAUGGGAACUGAUACAACUGAUACCACUUAAAUAGCAUUAGAAAAAAAAAAAAAAGUAUGCUUAACUGCUAACACUUUCUCAUUUAAACUACAAGCUUAUUACAAAGACAGGCUAAGGACCCAAACACACUUGAGAUGUUUUCUGUGGUCCAGAUCAUUAACCUGCAGAGCUUAAAUCAUUCUCCUGCACACAUACUAUGAGCUUUAUGGUUAUUGUUUACCUUCACACUGUUUUGGGGGUUGUUCCAUGUAACGGCUGUGAAUCACUGUACUACAUAUGUGUGUAAAACAUGACCAGAUCCUUCUGAAUAAAGCUUUGCUCAGCAUCUUU